AUCGCUAUGCAACACUAACCACAUCCCUUUUUUCUCUCUCUCUUCCUUCCUCUGUCUGUUUCUCUACCUCUCCUCCCUGUUCUACUCUGUUCAUGCCGGAAGAUGAUGGUGGUGGUGAUGAUGAUGAUGUGACACUGUGGCCAGCCAAUGAUCAGGCAAAAAGGGAGUGGAGGGGGUGGGUUUAGAGGCUGAGCUAAGUUCUGAUCGAUGCUGAGGAGAACGCGGAGGAAGAAGAGGAAGAGAGGGAGGUAGAGGUGGAUGGCCUUGUUCAAGGUGAGGAGUGCCAACGCUGGUUUAAUAAAAGAGGAGAAGAGGAGGAGAAGGAAGAGGAGGAGGGAGAUAGGAAGCUGUCGCCUGUCAGAGAGGGAUCAACCUGCGCUGUCAUGGACAAAUAUCGACCCAAGAGACCAACCACCCUGGCUCUGUUCCCACAGCUGCCACAAGCUGGCACCCAGGACUCCAUCAACAACAACUCUUUAGGCAAGAAGGACAGCUGGAAGGACUCCUGUGCCUCCUCCCCACAUAUUACAGGGGAUCUAACACCACCAAAUAUCCAACCAAAAGCAGAGGACAAAGUUCAGCACACCACGCGCCGUCCGGCCCCUAAACCACCCACAGCCAAGGGAGCAAACAGCAGAGCUAACUCUCAGGCUGCUGCAUACACUGUAGACACGCGAGCUCGCCUGCGGGAAAGGCAGGUGUCAGGGGCCACACACACACAGUCCUCCAGCACACCAAGGAGUCAAAAGAAAGUAGGAAGAGGAGCCCCAGCAAUGAGAGAGAGGAGCCUGGGAGACAUCAGAGGAAAGGAUGGAGUGACAGCAGGGAAGGAUGAUAGAAGAGGAGGAAGACUGUGUGAGCAGUCUAGGGGGAAAGAGAAAGAGAGAAAUGGACAUCAGAAACCAAGAGAAACAAAUGGACUGAAAAGCCGUGGGGCUGAUGGGAAAGGAAAAGUAGGUGUUAAAGAGGUUAACAAAAGAGGGGUAUUGAAGCCCAAUAACAUACUGUCCAACCAGCAAGUUUAUCCUUCCGCCAUGGUGGUCCCACGCACGCCUGUAGCACCAAGAACCGAGGACAAGACCCAAGACCAAGGCCAAAACCAUGACAGGACCCAGGACAACCCCUCUAUCCUCUCCCAGUCCAGCAGCGAGGGGGGGUCAAACAGAAUGUCCCUCAGCUCAGACACAGAAGGCCCCCCACCAGGGCCUCUGCAUCCUUCUCUAUUCCACCGAAUCGACCCCGUCAUCAGCGAAGAAGAGGGGGAGGGAGAUCCUACUCCCUGCGUGAACGUCCAGAUUGGUCUAUCCCCCUGCCUUACAUAUAAAGAAAAAACCGAGAUGGACUGUACCAAGUCAGAGGUGGAAGCAAGGGGAGGAAAAGGUGACUAUAGCACUGAGGUGGAUGGCACCAACUCUGACACUCAGGGAGAUGGUGCGGCUGCUCAGAUUGUACCAAAGAGGGAAGCUAAGGCACUGCUAAACUAUGACUCGGUUAAAUACACUCUGGUGGUGGAUGAACACGCUCAAUUAGAGCUGGUCAGCCUCAAGGACUGUUUGCACAGUUACAAUGAGCACAAUGAUGACAGUGAUGCAGAGACGGUCUAUCAGUCAGCUAAUGAGGAGGAAGAUCCAGAGUAUGAGGAGGAAAGGAAGAGGAGAGAGGAUGCAAGGAAGCAAGACAGAAGGAAAGAGGAGGAAAACAGAAGAAAGAAGGAAGAUGAGACUAAGAUGAGGAGGGAAGAGGAUGUGAAGAGGAGGAGGGAGGAAGAGGUGAAAAGGAGGGGGGAAGUUGUGGCAAGGAUCUGCAAGCAGUCCAAGGUAACUUCAGAGGAAGAAGAGUCAAAUGGAGGAAGGCCAGGAGCUUCCAGAAGUGCUGGGUCAUUUGGUGUGUUCUCCUGUGUUUUGGAUGGAGUAGAGAGACAACAGAGCCACAGAGCUGUCUACAGGUUUGUCCCCCGUCAUGCAGAUGAGCUGUACCUAGAAACAGAUGAUCCAGUGUUAAUGCUGAACCAGUCUGAGGACCUGUGGUGUCAGGGUUACAACAUGAGGACUGGAGCUACUGGCAUCUUCCCUGCCUUCUAUGCAGUCAGAGUGGCUAAAGAUAUUAACCAAGUCCAAAAAGAUGGCUGGAUAGACCAGUUCCUGGUGCAAUUCCUGGGUUCAGUUCAGGUCCCAAUCCACAAAGGCAACGACAUGCUUUGUGCUGCGAUGCAGAAGGUGGCGUGUAACAGGCGGUUAGCGGGUCAGCGUCCUUCAGCCUGUGUGCUGGAGGUUAGUGUAAAGGGAGUGAAGAUCAGUUUGCAAGACCAGUGCCACUCUGCACGUAGGGGGGACCAGUGUUUCCACUUCUUCCAGUUAAAGAACAUCUCGUUCUGUGGCUGUCAUCCAAAACACAGCAAGUAUUUUGGUAUCAUCACCAAACACCCUGACCAACAGCGCUUUGCCUGUCAUGUGAUGAUGUCAGAGACAACAUUACAUCCUCUAGCCGAGUCUGUAGGGAGGGCAUUCCAGCAGUAUUACAAGGAGAACAUUGGCUACUCCUGUCCCACUGAAGACAUCUUCAUUGAGUAACACCUCUCCCCCAUCCACAUUAUGUAUUGAAUAAUCAAUAUGUGCAUGUAAGCUUGGUCUUACACAGCAAACUGGACCACUCAUUUGUCUUUGUCAGAGUACUUGCAUGGUGGAUUUCGGUUUCUUACCUGCAUCCAGUGAUACUGCAAGUUGUUUCUUACUUUAACCAUGUCACAAUUUAAAUACCUCUAUGGAUGGAUUGGAUCACAUGAGAUGUUCCAUAUACCGAGAACAAAUGUGACAUAAACCCUACCUAAAUACAAAUAUGUGAUUCAUAUAUUUGACAUGUAGAUAUUGGAUGUAAAACCAUAUUGACAGCCUUCAGAUUAUGGAGUUAAUUUAAUGACAUCAAUGGGUGAACUGACAUGUAUAAUAAUGUAACAGUGACAGCUUUGGUAAUUGAUUAACCAUGUAAGUAAUGUAUGAACAAAGUUGGUUAGCAUGUGUGAUCAAAGUUAGUUAGCAGCAAUGUUAGCAGCUCACGGAGGUGGUUUAGGCACAGCAGUGCUUAAAGCUACUGUAAAUGCUCAUUGCAGCAUGUGAACAUGUGAACAAUGACAAUGUUUAUCGUGUCAGCAGCUAACAUCAGUUAGACACAAAGGCCAGCUGAGGCUGAUGGGAAUUGUUCAUGAACCAAACUAGAUGAAAAGGCAGCCGUUACAAUUGAUGUGAAUCUCUGUAAAAGUCUAUCUAAUAUAUGUUAAGAUAUUUUAGUCUGUAAAAAAUGUUGGACUUACUGACUGACAUUGACAUCAGGAAAAACCUCACCUGUUGGCUAAUGAUUUGCUGCUUUUCUCUGACAUGUAAUGGAUAGUGAAUAUGUGUGUGUUUAUGGACUGUUGGUCAGACAAGAUAAACAAUUUUAAAACAUCA
Messenger RNA from Cyclopterus lumpus (lumpfish), 3443 nucleotides. Its product is annotated as C-Jun-amino-terminal kinase-interacting protein 1-like. Gene Ontology annotation, cellular component: cytoplasm. Gene Ontology annotation, biological process: regulation of JNK cascade. Bases 384 to 2570 code for a protein of 728 amino acids. The record is from RefSeq and is a predicted model, not a curated record. Gene Ontology annotation, molecular function: protein binding. The transcript is spliced from 12 exons. Lineage: Eukaryota; Metazoa; Chordata; Actinopteri; Perciformes; Cyclopteridae.